AACCAGCAAGCGUCUCCAGAAUUUCUUGUAGAUAGGCCGGACAGAGAGAGGAGAUGACGAAUUAGCUGGGCAACAUUAACAAAAUAUUAGAAAUGGCAGGAGCAGCAACAGCAACAGCAACAGGUACUGUGAAAGCGGUGGCACUCAUCACCGGAGAACCCAAUGUUAGAGGCUCUCUUCAAUUCGUCCAACGCCCCAGUGGGCCCACCCAUGUCACGGGGAAGAUAACAGGCCUAUCACCAGGUCUUCAUGGCUUCCAUAUUCAUGCUCUUGGCGACACCACCAAUGGCUGUAAUUCCACUGGACCUCAUUUCAAUCCAUUAAAGAAGGACCAUGGAGCUCCAGCAGAUGAAGAACGUCAUGCAGGGGAUUUGGGCAACAUUUUUGCUGGAUCAGAUGGAAUUGCUGAGAUUUCAAUUAAGGACAUGCAGAUACCACUGAGUGGGCCACAUUCUAUAUUGGGGAGGGCUGUUGUUGUGCAUUCUGAUCCUGAUGAUCUUGGGAAAGGUGGACAUGAACUUAGCAAGACUACUGGUAAUGCUGGUGCGAGAGUUGGAUGUGGCAUCAUUGGAAUUCAAUCAUCUGUUUAGAUUGACAGCUUUAGUUAAUCAGCAACUUAUCUGAGAUGUUUUUAUGGGAAAAGGAAAAAUGAAGAAAGAACAAUUUCCUAAAUUUUGCUGGGCUGUUCCAUCACGCAUGGUUGUAGUAACCCACUCAAUAUUAUGUAGUAUCUUGAGUGAACAAAAUAAUGUAGUUAAUAAAUAUACGAAUUGUCAACAAUAUCAUAAUGGAGUAUGAAAGUUUUAUUGGUACUA
Molecule: messenger RNA, 815 nt
Organism: Hevea brasiliensis (rubber tree)
Lineage: Eukaryota; Viridiplantae; Streptophyta; Magnoliopsida; Malpighiales; Euphorbiaceae
Product: superoxide dismutase [Cu-Zn] 2
Exons: 7
Coding region: 93-590 (165 amino acids)
Biological process (GO): removal of superoxide radicals
Molecular function (GO): copper ion binding; superoxide dismutase activity
Source: RefSeq, a predicted model, not a curated record